UUCAGCUAAAAUUAAUGAUAAAAACACUUACGGGUGAUGCCUCCUCUGUCAGAUCUUAACUGGAACCAUGUGGACGUUGACGAUCAUCGCUGUUGCCAUAGUUCUAUGGCUGAUAUACAGGAAACGAUGUUUCUCCGUUUUAAAAGAGAUGGGAGUGCCUGGACCGGAACCAAAUAUUUUGUUUGGAAAUAUGCUGGAACUGGUCAUUAAAACACCCAUAAAAUGUCACGAAGAGUGGUUUAAAAAAUAUGGAAAUAUUGUGGGGUAUUAUUUAGGAACUAAGCCCGUAGUUUUAGUAGCUGACGUGGAGUUGUUGAAGAAGAUCCAAGUUUCAGACUUCCACAAAUUUAUAAAUAGGCCAAAUUUAUUCAGCGGUCGGCCAGACAGAAAAACUGAAAAAGUCCCUCGAAUAGAAGGAUUCAGUCAGCAGCUCAUAUCACUCAGGGACAAGAGAUGGAAAGAAAUUCGAUCCAUCAUAACGCCAUCUUUUACUGCCUCAAAGAUGAAACAGAUGGCUCCUAUCAUGAGCAAUGCCAUCGAUUCUCUUGUGGAGAACGUAGAGAAAAAAUGCUCCUCUGGGGAACCCUUCAACAUUUAUCCGAUGUAUCAAGGCCUCACCAUGGAUGUGAUUGGAAGGACUGCCUUCGGAAUUCAAACAGAUUCGCAGAACAAUCCCGACGACCCUCUGCUGCGGAGUUCUAAAAUUCUUUUCUCAGGGGAUAUUAGGAAUCCCAUUGCUGUGCUUGCAUUGAGUUUCCGUUCCUUGAACUGGUUUUGGACUUGGUUGAACCGAUUCAGGUUGAUUCUCAUGAACAAAGGAACAAACCCGAUCAAAGAGCUCAUUCAAUCAGUGAAAGAUGUCAUAUCUAUGAGAAGGAAAAACAAGGAGAGCAGAAGACCUGAUCUCCUUCAGAUGAUGAUUGAUGCCGAAAUCGACGACUUAUCAACUGUCACUUCUGAAGACUUGACGGCUACAGGGGAUUCAGAUAACAAAGAAAAGGAAGUAAAAAGUUCGACCUCCUCAAAGCUAAUACGAAAAAUGACGGAUGCUGAUAUUUUGGACAAUUCUGUUCUUUUCUUCUUAGCAGGAUACGAGACAACCAGUACAGCCUUGGCUUUUACAACACAUUUUCUGAUUCAGCAUGAAGAAGCACAAGAAAAAGUAAGACAGGAAGUUCAACAGUUACUGGAAACUGAGGGCGAACUUGAUUACUAUUCUGUUAGCAAACUGCAAUACUUAGAUCAAGUUUUUCAAGAAUCCUUACGAUUAUAUCCUCCAAUUUAUCUGUUCGUGAGUCGAGAAUGUGGAGAAGAUGUUGAAUUUGGAAAUAUAAAACUGAAGAAAGGAACUGCAAUUCAGGUGCCCGCUUUUUACAUGCAUAGGGAUCCCGAGUUAUGGGGAGCGGACGUGAAGGAAUUUAAACCAGAGAGAUUUUCUCCAGAGAACAAAUCCAAAAUUCAUCCGAUGGCUUUCCAGGCAUUCGGACAGGGACCUAGGAACUGCGUUGGAAUGAGAUUCGCUUACAUGGAGGCUAAACUCGCUCUGGCAAGACUGCUGUCCAAAUACAAAUUCAAACCCUGUUCGAAAACAGAGAAAGAACCACUAACUUUAAAGAUUUCUACAGCUACGCUAAAUCCUAAGCGAGGCAUCUGGACCAAAGCGGUGCCAAUAUGAUUGAUAUUCAUGGCAGGUUUAAAUCACACAAAUGACAUUUUCAUCUCUUGAUGAAUUUAUCUCAUCUCAAACUUCAUUGACCGGUUAAUAAUCCGGAAAUUCCAGAAGCUUCAUUUUCUCAUAAAGUCGAUACAAAGUGAUACAUUUACCACUAUUUUCAUGUCAUUCGCAAAAAAUUUGUUUCAAAUGCUAAUUUCUAAACCACUAUUUAUUAUUCGAUCCUUCAUGUGUUAAAUGUGUUUUUGUUUCCGUAAAAUAAAUGUGUUUCAAAAACUUG
Messenger RNA from Argiope bruennichi, 1952 nucleotides. RefSeq names its product cytochrome P450 3A24-like. Gene Ontology annotation, molecular function: heme binding; monooxygenase activity; oxidoreductase activity, acting on paired donors, with incorporation or reduction of molecular oxygen. The transcript has 14 exons. The record is from RefSeq and is a predicted model, not a curated record. The coding region runs from base 68 to 1675 and encodes 535 amino acids. Lineage: Eukaryota; Metazoa; Arthropoda; Arachnida; Araneae; Araneidae.